Molecule: messenger RNA, 3268 nt
Organism: Poecile atricapillus (Black-capped chickadee)
Lineage: Eukaryota; Metazoa; Chordata; Aves; Passeriformes; Paridae
Gene: MEMO1
Product: mediator of cell motility 1
Exons: 9
Coding region: 251-1144 (297 amino acids)
Source: RefSeq, a predicted model, not a curated record
CCGCGCCCCCCCACCCGCCGGCGCGGAGUUGGCGGCGGCGGCGGCCUCCGGCUCAGUCCCCGCGUCCCCCCUCCGCGACCCCGCCCGGCCCCGCGCCCCCGGCCCGCGCCGCCCCGGCAGCGCCGCCUCCGCCCGCGGGGCCCGGGCCGUGCCGGGGGAGGAGGGGGAGCAGCGCCGCCGCCGCCGCCGCCGCGGGCGGGCCCGUCCCCCAGCGCCCCCCCCGAACACCAUAGGCGGCUCCGGCUCCAAGAUGUCCAACCGGGUGCUCUGCCGGGAGGCUAGCCACGCCGGCAGCUGGUACACGGCCUCAGGACCCCAGCUGAAUGCACAGCUAGAAGGUUGGCUUUCUCAAGUACAGUCCACAAAAAGACCUGCAAGAGCCAUUAUUGCACCCCAUGCAGGAUAUACCUAUUGUGGAUCUUGUGCAGCCCAUGCUUACAAACAAGUGGAUCCAAAUAUUACCCGAAAAAUUUUCAUUCUUGGGCCUUCCCAUCACGUGCCCCUCUCCCGAUGUGCACUUUCCAGUGUGGACAUUUACAGAACACCUCUGUAUGAUCUUCGAAUUGACCAAAAGAUUUAUGGAGAAUUGUGGAAGACUGGAAUGUUUGAGCGCAUGUCCCUACAGACAGAUGAAGAUGAACACAGUAUUGAAAUGCAUUUGCCUUAUACUGCUAAAGCCAUGGAAAGCCAUAAGGAUGAGUUUACUAUUAUUCCUGUGUUGGUCGGAGCACUGAGUGAGUCAAAAGAGCAGGAAUUUGGAAAACUCUUCAGUAAAUACCUAGCUGAUCCUAGUAAUCUCUUUGUGGUUUCUUCUGACUUUUGCCAUUGGGGUCAGAGGUUCCGUUACAGUUACUAUGAUGAAUCCCAAGGAGAAAUUUAUAGAUCCAUUGAGCACCUAGAUAAAAUGGGUAUGAGCAUUAUAGAACAGCUAGAUCCUGUAUCUUUUAGCAAUUACUUGAAGAAAUACCAUAAUACAAUAUGUGGAAGACAUCCGAUUGGAGUGCUAUUAAAUGCUAUCAAUGAGCUCCAGAAGAAUGGCAUGAAUAUGAGCUUUUCAUUUUUGAAUUACGCUCAGUCAAGCCAGUGUCGAAACUGGCAAGACAGCUCAGUGAGUUAUGCAGCUGGAGCACUUAUGGUCCACUGAACUGCUGAAUGCUCAGGGAUGGCACCUGCACACACUCUGUAUACGGGGUCCCAGCCUAGCCCUUACAAAGAUACAGUCCCUGGUCUUUGGGUAUACUGAAACCUCAAACUAAUAGAACUCUGUUCUUUUCUAGUAGGUGUAGUCCUUCCUUAGUUUCAACUCAUUUAAAAAUGCUUUCUUGUUUAGGACAAUGGAAGGAAGACUGGUAUCAGAGCUUUUUGUGAGAGUUUUUUUUUCUUUGGAAAAGAUAAUGGCUAUGAAGGCAUGGUGGUAGACUGUCCUUAAAAAUAGAACAUGUAAAGCAUUUACCAUAUCCUAAAUUUGCACUCUUUGCAGACCUGUGCACAUAUACUCAGCUUUCAGAAUAGUUUUGCAAGUUGUAAAUGGAAAAAGGGGGUGGAAGCUUUUUAAUAAAAGAAAAAAAAAGGAAAACAACGCAUUUAUAAAUGAUUCUGUAUUAGAAUAUAAUAAAACUCCAGUAUAGUCAGUUACUACCCGUGAUGUACAACAGAUAUCUUCUAUUUUAGUUGCUAAUAAAGGGCUACACAAACCAAAAUAGUCUGAUUUAAACUUAUUGCUUUGUGUUCUGUAUGUGGCUGCUUGUCAUUAAUAUUUUUUUAUUCUCACUUCUUAUGCUUGAUAAUUCAGCCGUUCUGUAAAAUACUUUAGAAUGUAUUUUUUAUUCAACAUUUGUUGACUACAUCAUUUACAGUUUUUUUUAAUCUUAAACCUGCACUAUGAGUUCAGCUGUGCAAAAGAAUUUGGAAAACUUUUUGUAUAGUCUGAUCUUUUUUGUUUCAUAAUUAAUCUAUGAAGUAGUAUCUUUUAGUAUGUGAUACAAUUUUGUAUCAGCAAUAUAAUUUUAAUGAUUUUUAUGCUCAUUUUGAUUAUUCAAGUGAAAUAUACGAAGUAUUUUUGUUUGAAGUUACUAACAAUUGAAAACAAGCAGUAACAUGAAAAUGAUAAUUCUUAGAGUAUCUGUCUGGCAUUCAUAGCCACAGAAGCCAUACAGUGCUAAUCUCAAGGAAUUAUUCCUCAAAGAUUAUUUGGAAGGGGGAGGUAAGGCUUCUCUUUUUUUUUUUUUAAUUUUAUUUUUUAUUCUUUGAGUGUGGGUAGAGUUGUUUCAUGUUUGAACAUCCCAUGUUAAAAGUUCUUGAACUUUCUUGCAGCCAAAAUAAUGAUGUAAUUAUUUCAGUUGUCAUUCCCAAAGACUUCCUUUUGUUCUAAUAAGAAAUGCAAAGUAGGAUGCAAUAUUGGCUCAUUAUCUAAAUGGAGAUUUCAUUCCUUGAUAUUUCACCUGCUAUCAAGAAACCUCCUGGUACAUUCAGCUUUCCUAAGUGGCAGUGGGCAAUUUCAGAAUUCAAUUUAGAUUAUCUCUGAAAGUUGUGGUAAUUGCUGCAUGCAAAGUCUUAGCUGAAAGCAUACCAGACAUCUUGUUUAUUCCUAUUAAAAUAACCUCUGCUUGCGUCACUUCUAUUUACCUUAUCACAGUUGGCCACCAUUUUAAUAAUAGCAGGUGAAUGCUCCAUUUAUAAAAUGAACUACUUUGCAGAUGUUCAAAAUCCAUCCCAAAUGCCAAACUUUUGUGCAUGCCUGUUCUUUUAGUUGCCUUGCUGCUCUGCCUUGCUCUUGGAAAGUCUCAGCAGCAGACAGGGAAAACAACUUUCAGAUUACUGUUGACAGACCAGCAAGAAGGCUGUGCAGGUAAAACUGAAUUGGUAGGCAGUCUUUGUAAAUACUCGUCUGACUGUGCCUUAUUAACAAAAUAGUUUGAUCAUGAAGUUUUUUUAAAAAAUCUUUGGUGAAUACAAGUUUAAUUAGGGCUUGGGUUUCUUUCAGUCUUAUGCCAAAUGCUUAUCAUUAUUGAAACAUACAGUUAAUUGGAACAGUUAAGUGUAUACCUUUUCCGUAAGGUAAAACAUAGCAAUUAGCUUCUGAAUACAAAUGCCCAAGUUGCAUCUUAGUUCUGCAAGAUAGUUUUAACGAAAAAAGCCCAUAACUGGAAGAGCUUUGAGGAAACUGGUCAGCCAUUUUGCUCAGCGUAAUGUUAUUAAAUAUCUUAUAUUGAAAGCACUUCACAUGUAAACUGUACAAUGUAUUUCAAAAUAAAGUUUUUAAUUAAAA